CCUUAGCAGGGCGGUGGGUUUGGAAGAUGUUGCAUGGCGAGUUCCUACAGGGCGACCGCUGAGCCACGAGAGACAUGCGGGCCCUGCAGACUUUGGUCAGAUAAGCUGUAUCAGCAUCAUCAUGCCAAGUCCUAGGAACAGUCCAAAGAGCAUACGUGAGAGACGGGCUUAUGACAGUAGGCUAGAGUUCUUGUCAUUGACAAAUCAGAAAGGCCCAAUAUCCCCAGAAAAUGUGUCUCAUCAUAAAGACUCUCCUACUAGUACUGGCACUCAACAGGCUUUACCUGAAGAGGACUGUAUGAAGCUCAACCCCUCUUUCUGGAGUAUUGCCCUGCAUUCUCUUUUGGCUGUUGAUUUGUGGGCUUCUAAACUACUGGGUGUAUGUGCUGGAGAGAAUUCCCCAUGGGGCAGUGUCCGUCCUCUCAUGAUGGUCAUAGAGGUGUCAGGACAUGGAAUUCCUUGGCUAACUGGUACACUGUAUGGGCUUUACAGAAGUGGCAGCUCAGCAGGUCGUGAGGUGCUGCUCAAUCUACUCUUUGCUCUGAUUCUUGAUCUAGUUUUGGUGGCAGCAGUAAAAGGACUGGUGAAACGAAGACGCCCAGUCCACAACAAGAUGGAUAUGUUUGCCACUCUCUCUGUGGAUAAAUAUUCCUUUCCUUCAGGCCAUGCGACCAGAGCCGCCAUGGUGUGCAGAUUUAUACUACAUCAUCUCGUACUUGCAAUCCCUCUGAGAGUGCUGGUUGUACUUUGGACCUUCAUAGUGGGAAUCUCUAGGGUGAUGCUCGGCAGACAUAAUGUAACAGAUGUGGUCUUUGGGCUAAGCAUGGGCUACAUGCAAUAUAAUUUGGUGGAAUAUUUCUGGUUGUCACCUGUAAAUGCUCCUGUCCUCUUUGUCUUGUGGAACUGAUGGUUCUUGAGGGAAGAGGAACAUUUGUCUUAGUGUAAACAUUUGUGAUACUUCAUCUGAUCAUCAAAAUUAAAUGAAUAGAGCCAAGAUUUUCACAAUAUGUGCGAUCUAACAUAAAGUUUGCUCUGGAAGGCUUGAUUCAGAAAAAUAAAGGCUUACCAGCCAGCAGAUUCUCUUGCAUGAUUUUAUGCAGUAUUGAGGACAUUGAUACAUAAAAUGUAUUUUAAAAAAUGGACCAAUAAAUGUAAGUUGGAGCA
Molecule: messenger RNA, 1164 nt
Organism: Thamnophis sirtalis
Lineage: Eukaryota; Metazoa; Chordata; Lepidosauria; Squamata; Natricidae
Source: RefSeq, a predicted model, not a curated record